This is a messenger RNA of Cynara cardunculus var. scolymus (artichoke), 1283 nucleotides long. RefSeq names its product acylsugar acyltransferase 3-like. The coding region runs from base 1 to 1269 and encodes 422 amino acids. The record is from RefSeq and is a predicted model, not a curated record. The transcript has a single exon. NCBI's taxonomy places the organism in Eukaryota, Viridiplantae, Streptophyta, Magnoliopsida, Asterales, Asteraceae.
AUGGAGAUCAUCUCGAAAGAAAUCAUCAAGCCUUCAUCUCCAACCCCUCAUCACCUCCGAACUUUCAAACUCUCAUUACUGGACCAACUCACCUUACAUACCUACGCUCCCAUAAUUCUCUUAUACGAAUCCAGAAUCAUCACCUCCACCUCCAUUGAUGUCUUCAAGAAAUCUUUAGCCGAAACCCUAACUAAAUACUACCCUUUUGCAGGAAGACUCAGAGACGAUGGCAUCACCGUCGAUUGCAACGAUGAAGGCGUCGUUCUCGUCCAAGCAAAACUCGUUGAUCAUAAACUCUCUGAUUUCCUUCAAAAUCCAAGCUAUGAAACCCAAAGACUACUGUUUCCUGAAGGUUUCUUGUGGAAGGGGUCAUGCAUAGGUUACGCCUUUCUUGCAGCUCAAGUAACGUAUUUCAGUGGUGGAGGAAUGGCGGUGACGGUAUCCUUGUCUCACAAGGUGGCGGACGCACCCUCGCUCGGGAUUUUCCUUAGCGAUUGGGCGGCUGUGGCCCGUGGCGAAGUGAGACCGCCUCCGUUGAUUCUUGCUACAUCCAUCCCUUCGCUGGAUCUUGCGUACACGAUGCCGGAGAUCGUAAUUGAGAUGAGUGAAGCUUGUGUCACGAAACGGUUUGUAUUUGAUGCAGGGAUGAUUUCGAGAUUGAGACUAUCGGUGAUUGGGUUCGUUGAAAACCCGACGAAAAUCGGGCUUGUGACUGCUUUGCUUUACAGAUGUGCGAUUGCUGCUUCAACGGCGAAAACAGGUGGUUUUAGAAACUCGACUUUGAUUCAGCUAGUGAACAUGCGGCAACGACUUGCGGCUCCAUUGCCGGAAAAUUCCGUCGGGAACUUCACUUGGUACUUCACUACGUCAAACCAUCGUGAGAGCGAAACCAGUUUGGGAAAUUUGGUGGUUCAGUUGAAGAAAGGGAUCAAAGAAUUACUGGAUAAUCGGGAUAAUCUUCGUUUGGAAAAUUGGUUGACUAGUGUUCGGGAAUCUGCAUAUAAUGUUAAAGAGUUAUUCGACAAUAUUGAUGUUUACCGUUGCAGCCACGUCCGUGGAGGAUCGUUUUACCAGAUGGAUUUCGGGUGGGGAAACCCAAAGUGGGCCACGAUUGCGGACGUGUUGGUGAAGAACGCAUUCGUCCUGUAUGAUACACCAGACGGAGAUGGUGUUGAAGCAGUGGUGAGUCUUGAAGAAGAACACAUGAGAUUAUUCCAAAGUAAUGAAGAGCUCGCUCAUUUUGCAUCGUUCACCCGCUCCCGAAUUUGAUAUCAGAAACAAUA